This is a messenger RNA of Paralichthys olivaceus (Japanese flounder), 3808 nucleotides long. RefSeq names its product elastin microfibril interfacer 2a (gene emilin2a). NCBI's taxonomy places the organism in Eukaryota, Metazoa, Chordata, Actinopteri, Pleuronectiformes, Paralichthyidae. The record is from RefSeq and is a predicted model, not a curated record. Gene Ontology annotation, molecular function: protein binding.
UUCCACAAACUUGAGGAGUUGCUGGAGUUGGUUCAGACACUGGGACAGUGUGACUUUUGGGGGAACGUAGCGCAUAAAAAUAACAGAGUAGCCCUCUUCUUUCUUUCUUUUUCUAUGUUAGGACUAUUUAUUCUCAGUUUUUUUUCAGUACGAACCACAGACACGCAGAUAUGGAUUGGCGGUGGAUAGUUUUCACACUGUUUUUAAACUUUCACUUCACGCACGGGUCUCCCUCCUCUUAUGACUUGUUCCACGGGUCUGCAUACACUGGAGUGGUGCACAGACACAGGAGCAGGAACUGGUGCGCCUAUGUGGUGCACAAGAACGUGAGCUGCGCCGUGCAGGGGAGUGUGGAGAGCUUCCAGGAGCCCGUGGUGGCCCCCUGCCCAGCAUACCAGCCCGACUGCCAGCAACAAGUGACAUACAAAACUCGGUUUCUACCCACGUACAAGAUUGGCUACAAGACAUUCACAGAGUUAGAGUGGAGAUGCUGUCCUGGUUACCAAGGUCUGGACUGUAAAGAUUUAAAACCGCCUCCAGAUCAACAGAGAGCACAGGGAACGCAGCCUUACCUCCCACUGAAUCCUGGACUCACAACCAGACACACACAAAGGCCAGAGAGGAGGGAGACAGGCCACCAUGAGACGAGGCACGGUGGGACAGAUAAGGUCCGUCUUCUGGAAGGUGAAGUUCAGCGCCUCUCUCAGACAGUCCAGGGUCUCCAGUCUGCUUUGACAGGGUUGACCAACAACCUCCGCACAGACCUGCAGGAAGACACAAAGAAGAUGCUGGUGACACUUCUUAACAACAUGCGGCCACCAGACAGCGCUAUGACCGCAGGCACAGAGGAGAGCCCAGCAGUGCUUGAUGGUCAUCAGGCUGUCAGAGGAGGGAUUGGAGGAGACAAGGCCAUAGAGAAAAUAGUGGCCCGGUUGGAUGAUAUUAACAAUUCACUGAAAAGUAAGGAUGACGCCUUGGAAGACCUGAGAGGGACCAUGACAAGUCACGAGGGACAGAUCCGUGUUCUUAUGGAUGCCUCACAAUCUCAGACUCCAGCCAUAACAGAGUUUGAUGUUAUACAGACCUACAUCGAUGGGAAACUUGAGAAGCUGAAGAAGGAGCUGGACCAGAGUGUAGAGGAACAGAUGACCAAGCUACAAAGCUCAUGCAAUGACAAGAUCCAGACUCUGCAGAAGACCUGUGAAGACAGCCAUGACCAAGGGCUGGUCAGCCUGGCCAAGCUGGUGGACACUAAGGAGGCUGACCUGAGAAAGGAGAUCCGAGAAUUACGUUUGGACAUGGUUGCUGCCGAUGGACCUAUACGCACUCAGAGGCAGACAGAUCCAUCCAAAAAAGAAGAGCAUCAUGGUGACCACAAAGACCUGUGGCGUGAGAUCGAUCGUAUUGCAGAGGCUCACCGCAUCCUGAAUAUCCGUAUUGACAAUGAGCUGGAGCACCUGUCUGCACCUCAGGAACAGGACAACGAUUUCAGUUUACAGUUUGAGGAGCUGGAGGCACGUAUAAAUAUCACAGAACAAAAUGCAGAGACUCACUGCUUCUACAUUGAAGAGAAGCUGACCCGUACAAUCGGAGAGGAAGUGGCUGCACUUCGACAGCUUCUGGAUGAACGUCUGAACAGCAUGGAGGACCAGUUUACAAACAUGCUGGUGGAAAUGAGCAACAGUUCAUUCCCAGGGAUGUUUGGUGACUCCAUGGAUUCCAUUCAAUCAGAAGUCAACAACAACAAGUUCCUCCUCCAAAAUUUGGAUGAUAAGAUCAAUGCUGUUGGAGAGUUGUGUUCUGCAGGAUGCUCUAGCUCAGGAAUUGCUGGAGGUGCAGGAAGUUCCUCACCUGCACCUAAAGGCCUAGAAAAUAUUUUAAAGGACCUGAUCCGGUACAGGAAUGACUUGGACAUUCUUCACACAAAUGUCAGUGCCAACAGAGACAAGGUAAAGAAAUUGGAGGACAUUGUUGAAAAGCAGUCGGUCGUAAAUGAAAAACAUGCCAAGACAAUGGAUGAUUUCCAAAAAAGACUAGUUGAUAUACAAGAUAAUGUGCUUGGCCUGGCUGGUGCAGUUACAGGAUUAAGUGACUCCUUGAGCAAAUACCACCAAGAUAUGUACAAAAUAAACUCAACAUGCUGCCAUGCGGAGCAGAGUCGCACUGGGAGUCCAGCUUGGGACAACUUGGCGUCAGUCCUUUCAGUACCCAGUGGUAACGCAGACGACACCAGACGUAAGGUGGAGGAGUUAAAUAACAGGCUCGAUUUGCUAAGUGAGCAGGUGUCAUCUGAGCUGAGUCAAUGUAAACAUAACACACAGGGCUUCUCUGAUGGCAUGUCUGUUGUGGACGGACGAGUGACCAGACUUGAAAAGGUGUGUGGAAGGUUAGACGGGGUUUCUGCUAACAUCAAAGAGCUGAAAGAAGGGCUGGAGAAGCAUGUUGGUGGUCUGCAGGACUGUGUAAACAGGAUGAACGUCACCUGUGGAAAUCAUGGUGCAGACAUCCUCGCCCUGCAGAAUGCCCUGCAGAAGUUCCAGGAACAGCUGCCUGCCAUGGCCAAGCAUGUUUUGAAAGACAUCGCUGCCAAAGAACCAGGAAUGACCUUAAGACCGGAGAGGCCCGCUUCUCUGCCAGACACAACUCAGACCAGAACCAGAAUAAAACAAAUCCAGAUCCCUAUAAUCAUCCCGCCGCCACCGUCCAACCCCAGGCAGCCCAACACGCACACGAUCAGGAUCAGCGCUCCAAACCAGCCGUCCAGCCCCCAGCAGCCGGGUCACCACAAUGUGCCCCUGGUUCCCGUCCGGCCCGUUGUGGAGACGGGCGAGGCGGGACCACCCGGGUACAUGCGCAGGGUGACUGUGCGGAGGGGCUCAGAGCAGUCGUCUGACGUGCCUGUCAAAGGAUUCGCUGGAGCUCCAGGUUAUCCUCCUGUGCAGCCGGCGUCUUUCAAUCCUCACUCCACCAGCCGUCAAGUUCCUGUUGCAGCGAAGGUGCCGUGGAAUCCACUGCAUCAAACUCCAAUUGUAUCUCCAGUCUCACUCGACAACAGCGCCUUCGCAGAUCCCUUCUCCUUCUCCGCCGGCCUCACCCAGCAGCCGUUCUCUGGAGAUUUUGGCAUCAUUCGUUUUAACAGGGUUCUGGUCAAUGAUGGUAGACACUACAACCCCCUCACAGGGAUCUUCACCGUACCACUGGACGGUCGAUACCUGAUCUCAGGCCUGCUGACAGCAAAGCAGGGCGACCACGUAGAAGCCGUCCUGUCUGUGUCAAACCGCAGCGUUCAGAAGCUGCGGAGCUCAGCAGCGCCUGCAGCAGGUCAACACCGGGGCUCAGCCGACGGCACCUGCAGCUGCGGCGGCUCGGUGUCCUUCAGUCUCAUCCUGCCCCUGAGGAAAGGAGACCGUGUGGGUCUGGUCAGGACUGGAGGUCAGCUGGCCACCACUGAGGCCAGGGAGAUCCUCUCCUCCUACAGCGCCCUCUUCCUGUACUCACAACAGGCCCAAAGAUAGCUGGAGCUCAUGGACACAGAGCGAGGACUAGUUUGUUCCCUGAGAGUUGGACUGGGGGAAAUGUUGACUAAGAUCAUUUCUCACUGACUUGCUGUGAUGCAGCUAUUUUACCACAGUGUGAAGAUUAUAAAUCCAGUUAAACAAGUCAUUACGUUUGUAAACCAUUUGCCUUUAAAUACCUGAAUUUGAGAAGUAGGAUUUGUUCCUAAUAUAUUUGAUUAUCAACUUGUUUUUUUGUAGCUAUGUGAAUGUCUUGUGUAAAAGUCUUUAUAAAUUAACAUUAAAAUUCGUAA